Arabidopsis lyrata subsp. lyrata is the source of this 659-nucleotide messenger RNA. Its product is annotated as protein SPIRAL1-like 4. The transcript is spliced from 3 exons. Gene Ontology annotation, cellular component: cortical microtubule, transverse to long axis. Gene Ontology annotation, biological process: cortical microtubule organization. The record is from RefSeq and is a predicted model, not a curated record. NCBI's taxonomy places the organism in Eukaryota, Viridiplantae, Streptophyta, Magnoliopsida, Brassicales, Brassicaceae. The coding region runs from base 126 to 509 and encodes 127 amino acids.
AUGUGUGUAUCUCCUUGAUCCUCUGUUUCUUUACCGUAACUUGCGGCCAAUCGUAGAAGAAGAGGAAACAAACCAGGGAAAAAAAGAUUUUCAAGAAUCGGCGGCGGAGUAUUCUCGCCGGAAAAAUGGGUAAAGCUAGAGGAGUUAACAGCGGCGGCGGAGAGAGCUCUCUCGGUUAUCUUUUUGGUUCCAGCGAGUCUGUUUCCAAACCAAGCAAGGCCACCGCUAACACCAGCUUUACCACGACCACCACGACCACAACAACCACCGACGGAGCUGGAGGAAGACCCAAGACCACGACCACAACCACAACAACCGGAGAUAAAAACAAGACAGAGGAGAACUCGGCUGGUGUGAGAGGAAGUCCUAAUAAUUACUACAGAUCAGAUGGACAAAACUGUGGCAACUUCCUCACGGAACGACCAUCUACGAAGGUUCAUGCUGCACCAGGUGGAGGAUCUUCUCUUGGUUACUUGUUUGGAUCAGGCCCAUCUGGAUCUGACAAAUGAUUUCAAUUUCCACGAAUGUAAAAAAAUGUAAUCCUUGAAACUGGUUGUGAGGAUUGUUUUGGAUUUGGCCGUUUCCUGUAUUCUUGAAAAAGGAUUUGUCAAUCUAUGGUUCAAAGCUAGAAGCUUUCUCAAUCUUGAAAACAUUCACAA